This is a messenger RNA of Strongylus vulgaris, 545 nucleotides long. Lineage: Eukaryota; Metazoa; Nematoda; Chromadorea; Rhabditida; Strongylidae. The record is from the annotation of a GenBank genome assembly.
AAUCGAUCUAUCAAUCAAUCAAACUUUUCAGGGCUGGUAAUUUUCCUCUGUUUUGCUGUGAAUAUUCCAAUUUAUUUUGAAUUUACUGUGGAGAAAUGUUUCGAUGCAGAACACGGAGUUGAAGCAUCUUGUCCAGCACCUACUGUAUUCAGAAAUUCGUUUACUCGAUACAAAGCGAUUCUGAUGACAUUGACGCAAACAAUUGGUCCAGUAUCUACUAUCCUUAUACUUAGCGUAUUGACUGAAUAUCGUGUACAUAGAAGUUUGAAGAAACGGCGAAAGCUCUUCGAAAGUCAAAAGCGUAGUCGAUCCAUAGUGCUCACAGAAGAGUCGAAAGAGAAAGUCUCACGCACAGUUGCCAUAUUUAUCGCUGUAAAAUUCCUCAUUUUCAGGUCAAUGCCUGUAUUUUUCGAUGUUUAUGAAAAUCUCUAUGGAAUCGAAUCUUUUGGUGUUGCACUUUCAAUUCUCGUUAGAAUCUCCGAUUUUAUGAUUGUGCUCAAUUCAGCGACGAAUUCAUUAGCGUACUUUGGCAAAAAGAGGUGAGU